Messenger RNA from Phyllostomus hastatus (greater spear-nosed bat), 195 nucleotides. RefSeq names its product translation machinery-associated protein 7-like. The transcript has a single exon. The record is from RefSeq and is a predicted model, not a curated record. The coding region runs from base 1 to 195 and encodes 64 amino acids. NCBI's taxonomy places the organism in Eukaryota, Metazoa, Chordata, Mammalia, Chiroptera, Phyllostomidae.
AUGUGUAGCCGCAAACGUGGCAAGAAGGAGCCCCUGAAGCAGCCCAAGAAGCAGGCCAAGGAGAUAGACAAGGAAGACAAGGCAAUUAAACAGAAGCAAAAAGAAGAGCAGAAGAAACUUGAGGCAGUAAAAGUGAAGGCCACAGGGAAGGGCCCCCUGGCCACAGAUGGAAUGAAGAAAUAUGGCAAAAAGUGA